Messenger RNA from Striga hermonthica, 2031 nucleotides. The record is from the annotation of a GenBank genome assembly. Lineage: Eukaryota; Viridiplantae; Streptophyta; Magnoliopsida; Lamiales; Orobanchaceae.
AUGGACGGUGGAGACGAAUAUGCUGUCGGUCUCAAGUACAAUUUAGGGGAUAAAUCUGCAAAUUUGCCUGUGUGGACGAUUGGCGGUGGCCUUAGGAUACCUCAGAACUCCAUAUUAAGGCUAGCCAUGGAUGGGGAGCUUGUUUUAGUGGAUAACCUAAGCAAAAUCACUAUGUGGAGUAGUGGCACUUCAAAUUUGGGUGUCCAGAAAGCAAGGGUUUUGGACAAUGGCAACUUUGUGCUUCUGGGGAGUGAAGGCGAAGUGGUGUGGGCGAGUUUUGAUAGCCCGACAAACACUCUUCUUCCGGGCCAAUCCUUCCGCUACCCUCAGACCCUCCGUGCCCUCUCGUCAAAAUCGAUCUCGAGCUACUACAGUUUGGUGAUUAGCAAGAGUGGCGAGCUGCGGCUUUUGUGGGAACACAAUGUGACCUAUUGGAGCAGCCAAUUCAGCUCGAAAGAAGCAAGAUUUGAUUCGAAUGAUCGGGACGGGAACCUGAGGAUUUACUCUUGGGACCGCGUGGGCCGGGCGUGGAAGCCCGUGUGGCAGGCGGUUGAGGACCAAUGCAGUGUGUUUGGAUCCUGCGGCUUGUAUAGUGUGUGUGGAUACAACUCGACUGGCCCCGUGUGUGACUGUUUGAAUCCCAACCCGUUGGGCGGAUCCGGGUGCUGGAAAUUGGCCGACUUGGGCAACUGUAGGAUGCACGCUAGCGUGUUAACCAUGAACCAAACCGUGAUCUAUGGGCUGUACCCGUCCCAUGAUGACGAGAUGCUUCUUAGUGAGAUGCGCUGUAGGGAUUUCUGUUUGAAAGAUGCAGCCUGUUUAGCAGCGACCUCGAUGAACGAUGGGUCGGGCCUGUGCAAGGUGAAGCGGACAAGCUUUGUGAGCGGCUACAGGGGCCCUUCUGUUCGUGCCGUGUCUUUCCUCAAAGUAUGCUCCGUCCCGCAGGCCGUUGCCGCCCGGGGCGCCGGCACGCACCUCGCCGGGCCCGUGGCCUCGGCCCACGACCCCGGUUUUGGAAAGGGUAGUGCAAAACGCUUGAUUUGGCCCAUCGUGUUCAUCGUUCUCGUCACAUUACUCGUGGUCUCGACCAUCCAGAUCCUAAUCCUAACGAUUCUCUACCGGAAAAGAAAAAUCUUGGUAUCCCGGAAGGGAAUCCCGGAGGCACAGGCGAACGCGCUCUACAGCAUGCUUGUCCGAGUCUCGUUUGAAGAGGCUAAAGAGCUAAUGAACGACUUUGUGGAUAAAAUCGGGGCUUCGGUUUUCCGGGGAUCCCUUCCGAACGGGACGCCGAUUGUGGCAAAGGUGCUGACGGACGUAGGUGUGUCGGAGAAGGAGUUUCGGGCCACGGUGUCGACCCUCAGCGGCACCCACCACCGGAAUCUUGCAUCCGUCAAGGGGUUCUGCUUUGAGGGGUCGAAUAAGGUGUUGCUUCGGGAGUUUGUGCCUAACGGGUCAUUGGACAAGUGGCUUGACGUAGAGGAGAAUCGUGAUGGGGGACGGAUUUGGGAGCAAAAGGUCGAGAUUGCCCUUGGCAUCGCGCGUGGGCUUGCCUACUUGCACUCGGAGUGCCAAAAGUGCAUAACUCAUGGCAAUCUGAAGCUGGAAAACGUGCUUUUCGAUGAGAAUAUGGUCCCCAAGCUGACGGAUUUUGGUCUCCGAGAUUUAUACUCGAGACAAGCACAAGCGCCCUCGUCGUCUGAGUCCCCAUCCGAACGCGAUAUUUAUGCUUUGGGGUUAAUGUUCCUACAGAUCCUCACGUGCAAGAGAGAAGUAUACGGAGAGACUAUGGAGAGCAUACUCAACCAAGUGAAGCAGAAAUGGAAGUUUUUAGAUGACUACAGUUCUGAGGCGAUUGAGAGGAUGGCAAGAAUCUCGUUUUGGUGCAUGCAAAGUCAGCCAUUUUUGAGGCCGUCAAUAGGGGAGGUGGUUAAGGUGCUCGAGGGUACCCUCUCAGUCGACCGUCCACCCUCGUUUUUGGUGUGCAGGCGUGAUGUAGAGGUCGACACGGAAAUAUUAGAAGCCGAGUGUUAG